Molecule: messenger RNA, 5894 nt
Organism: Chelonoidis abingdonii (Abingdon island giant tortoise)
Lineage: Eukaryota; Metazoa; Chordata; Testudines; Testudinidae
Gene: NUP88
Product: nucleoporin 88
Biological process (GO): mRNA export from nucleus; protein import into nucleus; ribosomal small subunit export from nucleus
Cellular component (GO): nuclear pore
Molecular function (GO): structural constituent of nuclear pore
Source: RefSeq, a predicted model, not a curated record
UGUCGAGCGGAGCUCGGCGCAGUUCCGGGAUGGCGGCUGACGGGGAGCUAGCGGACGAGUGGCGGGCGGCGCUGCCGCACCAUGCCGUGCUGUGCCGGCUGCGGGAGCAGAGCGCGAAGAGACCCAGCCCCCCUGGGCCGACUCGCAGCCUCAUCUUCGGGCUGGACGCGGACUUGUUCCUGUGGGACGCGGAGCGCGCCGCCUUCUACACCCUCAGCCUGCGGGGCCUGAGAGGCGCGGAGCCCGGGGGGCUGGGCCGGUACCAGACCUUGGUUUGCAUAAAUCCGCCCCUUUUUGAGGUCUAUGAAACCCUGUUAAGUCCCACACAGCAUCAUGUGGCGCUCAUAGGCAUUAAAGGGCUGAUGGUCCUGGAGUUGCCUAAACGGUGGGGAAAGAACUCAGAAUUUGAAGGUGGAAAACCAACUGUUAAUUGUAGCACCAUUCCUGUUGCUGAAAGGUUCUUCACUAGUUCGACCUCCCUGACCCUAAAACACGUGGCCUGGUAUCCCAGUGAGACAUUAGAACCGCAUGUAGUGCUGUUGACUUCGGAUAACACUAUAAGGAUUUACAGUGUGAAGGUGCCGCAGACACCUGUGAAGGUGAUUGCUCUUUCAGAUGCUGAGGAGGAGAGUUUAAUGCUCAAUAAAGGGAGAGCGUACACAGCGUCACUAGGAGAGACCGCCGUGGCAUUUGAUUUUGGGCCUCUGGUAUCUGUUCCGAAGAACAUAGCUGGGCAGCGAGGCAGAGAGGAAGUAUUGGCAUAUCCACUGUACAUAUUAUAUGAAAAUGGAGAGACCUUUCUCACAUACGUUAGCCUUUUACAAAGCACUGGAAAACUUGGCAAGCUGUUGGGCCCAUUGCCCAUGCACCCCACAGCUGAAGAUAACUAUGGCUACGAUGCUUGUGCUGUUCUGUGCCUGCCCUGUGUUCCCAACAUCUUGGUGAUUGCCACCGAGUCAGGAAUGCUUUAUCACUGUGUGGUACUGGAGGGAGAAGAGGAUGAUGAGCCAACGUCAGAAAAGUCUUGGGAUCCAAGAUCUGACCUCAUCCCUUCUCUGUAUGUGUUUGAAUGUGUUGAAUUGGAACUUGCACUGAAACUGGCAUCAGGAGAAGAGGAAGAGCCUUUAGAAUCUGACUUCUCUUGCCCAAUUAAACUGCACAGAGAUCCUAAAUGUCCCUCUAGAUAUCACUGUAUACAUGAAGCUGGUGUGCACACUGUUGGACUAACAUGGAUCCACAAACUUCACAAAUUCCUUGGGUCAGAUGAGGAAGAUAAGGACAGUUUACAAGAACUUGGAGCAGAACAGAAGUGCUUUGUGGAACACAUUCUUUGUACAAAGCCAUUGCCAUGCAGGCAGCCUGCUCCCAUUAGAGGAUUUUGGAUAGUCUCUGACAUCUUAGGGCCCACAAUGAUCUGCAUCACCAGCACCUAUGAAUGUAUCACAAGGCCUCUUCUAACGACAGUCCAUCCAGCAUCCCCUCCGCUCUUGUGUACGAGAGAGGACAGUGAAAUUACGGUCUCGCCUCUUCGUAUCCUAGCUAAAUCACCGCAUUCAUUUGAGAAGCACAUCCGAAGCAUCCUGCAGCGCAGCUCUGCUAAUCCAUUGCUUUUGAAGUCUGCUGACAAAGAUGCAUCUCCUCCCCCAGAGGAAUGUCUUCAGCUUCUAAGCAGAGCCACACAGGUGUUCAGGGAAGAAUAUAUUCUGAAACAGGAUCUGGCAAAAGAGGAGAUCCAGCAAAGAGUGAAAUUGCUGUGGGCACAGAAAGAGAAGCAAUGGAAGGAUCUUGAGUACUGUCAAGAGGAAAGGAUGAGUCUGCGGGAAGUGGCUGAGCGCUUGGCUGAGAAGUAUGAGGAAGCUAGAGAAAAACAAGAAGAUAUUAUGAAUAGGAUGAAGAAAGUGCUUCGCAGUUUUCACUCUCAGCUUCCAGUUCUGUCAGAUAGCGAGAGAGACAUGAAGAAAGAAUUACAGAUGAUACAUGAUCAACUGCAGCACCUAGGAAAUGCUAUCAAACAGGUGAAAAUGAAAAAGGAUUAUCAGCAAAGGAAGAUGGAAAAGAGGAUCAGUCCACCAAAACCUAGCAUAACCCUCAGUGUCUACCAGAGCAAGUGCAUCCAGACAGUUCUGAAAGAAGAGGGAGAACACAUAAGGGCAAUGGUGACACAGAUCAAUGACAUCAGAAGCCACGUGAACUUCUAACAAGCCACUGACUAAGUCCCCACAAUAGAGAGGCUGAAAUGCUUUUGACAUUGCAGCAAGGAAGAUUAAGGGGGAAGAACACACAACCCACAUAUAUCAAUACCAACUGUUUGUGCUACAUAAUAUGCUUUUUAUUUCAUAUUUUGUAAAGACGUGGUAUUGAAUAAAACACUUUUGAUAAGAAAAGAUCCUUUUACAAGCUCAGUUUUUCUCCUUAAGGGGAAGGGAACUAAACAUUACGCGUACACCUAUCCGCUCUGUACAACUAAGUAUUUAAAUCAUUCUAGAAAAAAGGCAAGAUAUAGGAAGGGGAUUUUUACUUCAGCAAAGAAAAUUCUGGAUCCAUCCUCCUCUGGCAGAAAGCAGAUUAGAAAAACCAGAAAAGCAUACGUGUCAGCUGCUUUUGUUUAAUUUGGACCACUUUCUUCAUAAGGACACACCUUCCAUACAGUUAACACAUAGUUACAUUUGAAAUCUACAUCCACAGUUGCACAGGACACCAAUGGCUUGGUUCACUGAAAUGCAGUAUUCACUUCCAAACACUCAGUUUGCCUUUAUCCAAAGAAUUUAGAGACCAGUUGUAUUUUUACUGUAGGAUACUUGACUUCUUCCCUGCUUCUGCUAAAAGUGACAUGGGCAAGCUAAGUUUUAAGAAGAGGUACUGCACUGCUUGACAAUAGUGCAUGCAACGGUGCCAAAAUAAAGCCUUUAAGAAAAGGAGGGGUACUAGACAUGCUGCAAAAAGAAGGUUCUAGUUGCACAGAUUCACUGACUACACAACUGUUGGGAAUACUUCAUGAAACUCACUGAAUAGUUUUCAUUUUACAGUCUACACUGAACAGUCCAUUUUCUAAUUUACAUUUUUUGGCUGUAUAGUAGGUAACGUUACAGAUAGUGCAUGUUAGCUAGAACUGUAAACCAACCAUCCUCACAACAAAUUGAUCCCAGAAGCUUCUAUGAUAGAGGGAUAAUUUUCCUACUACAGUCUUAUGGAUACAUGCCAAAAUUAAGAUGCUUUAUUUGCAUUUAAGUAAAUUCAGUCACCACAUUUGGCAGACACCUCUCCUGUGGGCACCUGAGUUUUCUAUGUUUGACUUUUCCAUAAGAAAUCUUAGUUCCUUACUUUCCUCACCCCCUUGGGCUCUUCUAGCUAACCCAGCACUAUCCCCACAGUCUAACAGCAGCUCAGCUCUAGGGCCUCAUUUAUGUAUGUUUGACAAUCUAGUUCUCUAAUCUUAGUUGUUGGCACUGCAGUCAACCGCUUCAUCUUCACCAAUCUGCCUAGGGCCAUAUUUUCAACAAAAGCUAGGAGCCUUUUGUUUUUGGACUCGCUCUAUCCUGCACGCAGCAAGGGGCCCUGGGAGCUCAGAUUAGCAGCUGAAGGGCCUCAGCCCCAUACUACCUUUAAGCAUUGGUACCUAUUACUUAAAAGCUGAACUGAAUAAAAGAAGACUAAGGUACAGAAAGGAAACAUGGAGUAGCUAAGUGAGACUGGCAAAUACUACAUCGAUAUUCAUAGCUGUCAUCUCUGAAUAUUAGAAAGGCUGGGAAACUUCCACAAAAAACUGACGUGAGGUUGCUGCACUGAAUCGCUCAAUACGCUCUGUAAAAGCAAGAUAUAAUCAAUCAUUUAGUUCCCCUUCUCAACUAUGUUCCUUCCAGAGCCUGUGUACCCAUACUCUCAUCCUAAUUACACAUGCAGCCACUUAUCCAGGCUAUAACAAUUUAGUACACCAACAUGCAUGUACAUUUCCAUUCUGUAAUGGAAUGUAUUGGUUACUAGCAAGUUUAAGAAUGCUCACUAACAGCUCACGCACUCACUUUUCUUGAAGACUGCAGCGAGACAUCACAGCCAGCAUCUGCCACCGAACACCACAGCUAUGAGAAAUGCAGUACGUGGAAGCCAUACCAAUGAAAACAAACUAAGCAGAAUUGAGGCUGAAAAGAGGAAGUGAAGUGACUCAGUGCGGAAAAGAUGUUGAAUGAUUAUUUCCUUGCUUUCUUCCAGUUUGGGAUAUACAGCCUAGAACCUCGCCUCAAAAGUUAGAUAUUUUUGGGCCAGGCUACUAGGUUAUUUCCUCAAAUAGGUGCUACAAAUUAUUUAAUGUUUGUUAGAUUUAUUCCAGUUCUCAUAAAAGAGCCAUCUUCCUUAAAGCACUACUACCAGGUUUAAGUACCAGCAGAACAUUAGCAACAUAAGGUCGGUGAGGUAAUAUCUUUUAGUAGAAACAAGCUCUCACCCACCUUGUCUGUCUGAUAUCUUGGGACCGACACAACAACCACCCUGCGACGUAGAAUGUUCGUUAGGUAAUUUCAGAGCCUAAGGGGAUCUAUAGGCUGAAAACAGUUGCUUUUCCUGUGACUCCUGCUGCCAAACACAAGCCCAUAUUUUCAAGUAUGUACAUACAAUAUAAUGCAUGUGCCCACUUAAGAAUUGUGGAUGCUCAAUGUUAAUAUUCAGAAAGUAAAUUCUUACUAACCUUUCCAUUAGUAAAGGCUGAAAUACUGAUCCAAUGACAACUUCCAUUCCUCUCAAAGGCCAGAGCUAGUUCAGUUAUCACAGGGACCACUUCAAAUAUUCAGAAUUUGCAACACUUAGUAUAGGACAGUGGCAGAUAAGCCAUCAGCUGAGAACCUGUAUGGAAUUCUAUUUUUUUUUUUAAAAGAAGUCAUGUUAUAAUACUGUCUUGUAUGACGUGUAUGACAAGAAACCCAAAACUAGCACUUGUAGAAUAUCACUGUCUCGUUGCAUAGUGUUACCUUAAUGUCUAGUUAAGGGUUAGAGUGGGAUUUGACUUAUUUCCUGUGUUUUAAGCAAUACCUGGACACCAUCUUUGAGAUGCAUUGCACUCGAACAAAACCUGUAGCAUAAUGCUUUUGUGCUACGUGAUACAGACUGUGAUGCAGGUUGCGUGUACCGACCUAUAUUUGGCAUUGGUGUGAGACUUUGAAUUCUUCCUUAAUUCAGAAUCAUCUUCCUUUUUCAACUACAAAUUAUACACGGUAAAAGCUAGUUCACACAGAACGACAUUCACCCCAGCAGAGAUGAUGUGCAAAUGCCCUAUAUGUUGCUUAAAUGGUGCACAGAGUUUUGUUAAGUCUUAACACAAAUAUGGGACUAGCAACACCUCAGUUCUAAAACUGAGAAAGAAUCAGUUAUGGUGCCAUUUUUUAAAUUAAACCUGUGAAGAAGAGGUUAUAAAUAGUGCAUUUCUUUAACCCCAGAUUUUUAAUCUGAAGUCCAUUCUUUAACGAUCAAUUCUUUUUUUGGGGAUUAACUUUAUCAGUUCCCAAGAUGCACAGCUCACUCAUAUCCACUACAUUUCAACCACAGUCAGAUUGUUCAACAAAAACUAAAACGGUUUAAAAUUAAAAUAAAGCACUGAGUUAGGAAAUAAGAUCAAUAUCCAGUGUCCUGCUAAUAAAUUCAUAUUUUAAUAUAAAAUAUUCAUACAGCACGCUACACCUCAGGCUGUCUGCUAGCUGAAUACCGUUACUGACUAUUCAAAACAGAAAAACUUCAAUCGCUUUGCUCUUCAAUGUGUUUUGAGGGAUGAUAUGAUUUCCAGCUGCUACUUUGAUUACAGUAUUUAAGGGGAUUUGUUCCAGAUAUCUGUAUUAGGUUAAUAAGUUGGCCAAAAGGAAAGAAAAAUAUUUUUCAGAACGUAAAGGACUGUUUCCACUUACCGUGGAAAA